AUGGGCAUAGUGGUGGUUGUAUGUGGAUGUGGCUCUCAAAUCUAUAGUUGUUCUUGUGCCUUUCGACAUAUGUCUGUGUUUAUUAUGGGAGGCACAAUCUGGCAACACUGCUUACUGACGCUCGCCCUUUGGUGCGCGUGCUGGGGCCACGGGCGGCUGGUGGACCCUCCCUCGCGGGCGUCUGCCUGGAGAUUCGGCUAUGACACGCCCAUCGACUACAAUGACAACGAGGGCUUCUGCGGGGGUUUCAAUCACCAGUACCAGAACCAGGGCGGGCGCUGCGGCAUCUGCGGCGACGCUUGGGACGAGGACCCGCGCCCGCACGAGGCCGGAGGGAAGUACGCCACGGGGACGAUCGUGCGCACGUACACGGAGGGACAGACGAUCACCGUGCGCGUCGACAUCACCAGCAACCACCGCGGCCACUUCGAGUUCCGCAUCUGCCCCAACAACAACCCGAGCGUCGAGGCGUCUCAGACCUGCCUCAACAACCACCCUCUGUUCAAGGCCGACGGUUCAGGCUUCGAGCACAAGAUCAGCACCCACAACGGAGAGCAUGCGGUGCGGCUAAAACUACCGCGGGGUCUGACGUGUACCCAGUGUGUCAUGCAGUGGCGUUACGUGGCAGGAAACAACUGGGGCUACUGCGAGGACGGCAGCGGGGCGGUCGGGUGCGGACCCCAAGAGGAGUUCCGCGCAUGCGCUGACGUGGCGGUGGUUGCGCAGCCAACAUGGACCAGCGAGGGCUUCACGGCGAACGCGAGCACCGAGGUCAGCGAGUCGGUGACGAGCAGCUACACCUGGUACUCCACGCCCGACCCGAUCACGCUGAGCCCGACAGAGAAGCCGCCCCCGCCGCCCACAACGACCACGCGUACCACUACCCGGCGCCCAACGUCCACCAGAAGGACCACCAGACCGACCACGAGAAGGACCACGACCCCGAGGCCAACUACGACGCCUGCUCAGCUCAAGUCCACGCCCGCGCAUAAUAGUUGCCGAGCCGUGGGUGCCUGGAAGGACGUGCCCGGAAUGGACGAUUGGUGCGUCAGGAACUGCCUGCACACGCCGCCGUUCUGCCCCGCCUCCCACUGCACGUGCGACUAACGACCCUUUCGCCAGCGGGUCGUUAGGGCGGCGAGGCGGGAAACCCUCAACGGGCGGGGGGGAGGCUUCACUAGUCAGGGACGCAGGGGAAGGCGCCGACGUCGCCAGGGAAGGGCCAGCGGGGAGGCUCUCGCUCGCCAUUCUGGGAACUCUCGCAGCCAUCAGUGAGGCUAAACGUGUUGAAAUCAUGUCUGGAACCGCGACUCCAUUUGCCAUGUCACCCCGAGGAAAUAAGCGUGUUUUUGAGUUCAAGAUGGUAUUUGGAGACUGUGAACUGUGUGCCAUGGUUAUGAAUCUUCUAAAUGCCAGUUAUGCUUUUCUUGAUUACUAUAUUGUACCUUUUAAGCACUUUCAUUGUUUUGCUUUACGUUUGACUGCAGGGACAUAUUUCUUUUAUCCGAAUAUAUGCUUGAAUGUGUUAAUUUAUAUAAGUUAGUGUGUGAUUAUUUAUUUUGGGUUAGUGCAAUUCGUUUGCAGUCAAAGAAGUCAAAGAAGUGUAGGCCUAUACAUUCACCACGUGGCGUCGCGUGUCUUUGAUCUUGCGUGCUUCCCUAAAGCAUCAGAUAUAUUCCAGUACGAUCAAACUGAUAAAUUAUCCUACAUAUCUCAAAACCCAUAGCUUUGAUGUAUUAUCGUAUAUUAAAUGUAGAAAUAAAUUAUAAAUUAUGCAUGUUAAAUUUACGCGGUUUAUACAUACGAUUAUCAAACUUGUACUGAUUGUACUGGUUACAGGUAUUGGUAACAUCAUUUUAUUUGAAUUUUAUGAAAUCAUUAAGGAUACACGUAUUUAAUAGUAGCAGACGAAGACAGCGCAGCGCGAAUCAUGGAAAACGCCCUAUUUAUGCCAUACAGUGAACAAUGUCUGUUCUUGGAUAAGCGAUUCAUCCUAAAAGCGCGAUUGUAUAAGGAAACAAGUGAAUUAUACCUUGCUUUUCAAUUGGCGUUUGAAAGUAAAAGGAAACUGAAUCCUUUUAGCGUUUAAAGGGAUUGGAAACCACUAACAAUGUAAGCGGCUUGGAUACCUUCCUCAAAAGCUUCUCCAGAAAGGGAAUCUAUUUAUUAUCACGUUAUAUAAAUAUUUACUUUUAUUACAUAAAAGUGUCCGUUUCCAAAAAAGGAUAUCAGCUGCGGUGAUUCAUCACAAACAUAAGUUUGUUGACAUUAAAGAAAGAAAAAAGUAAAUCAGAAUGACAAUUGCUGCUUUUCCAAAUACAAUUUUUAAACCUGCAAACCGGAUUCUCGAAAUUCCUCCUGCAAAACUUCUGUUACGGCAAAACUCGUUAAUCCAGACUAUUAAACUUGUAAUUCGGUUUUGAUCAUCCGAAAGUGAGAGCCAGUCUGCAAAGUACGCGAGUUGUUGACAAGCCUCCGUAGCCAGUGUUGAAUUUAGGUUCAAAUAUUUAUUUUAUGUGUACUACCCUCUAUUUAUACCGAGUGAAUUUUUACUGUUAUCUGCACUGUUUGUUUGAGCAAAGUAAAAUAUUAAAA
Penaeus vannamei (Pacific white shrimp) is the source of this 2595-nucleotide messenger RNA. The record is from RefSeq and is a predicted model, not a curated record. NCBI's taxonomy places the organism in Eukaryota, Metazoa, Arthropoda, Malacostraca, Decapoda, Penaeidae.